This is a messenger RNA of Cladocopium goreaui, 1701 nucleotides long. NCBI's taxonomy places the organism in Eukaryota, Dinophyceae, Suessiales, Symbiodiniaceae. The record is from the annotation of a GenBank genome assembly.
GCAUAUCAGAUUUGGGUGGCUGAUGGCAAGUUGGCCGAAAUGGGAAAUUUACGAGGAAUGCCUUGCAAAAGAUCGCGUGAUGUCUGCCAAUGGGGACUUUCAAGACUUCAAAAAGAAGGUGUUGAAAGCCUCCACCGAAGAGAUUGAUGCUCAGGCGAAGCAUGCGCCGAUCAUGUGGAGCUUCUUGAUCGCCUUCGCCGAGAAGAAACCUUUCUACCGGUCCUUGAUCAUUCAGGUCUUCAACAAAUUGAUCUCGGUGCCCAGCUGGGCUUCUGCCUGGGAAGCAGAUAAGGCGCUGCAUCAGAAGGUGCAGACCUUGCACGAGGACCUGCAGUCGGCCAUCGGAGCGCAGCACGAGGUGCUACAGAAAUCCAUCGCCCCCGCCUUGAUGCAGUCUGUGACCAAGGUGAAACACGAGGAGAAACCUGAGGAGGUGCGCCUGGCCAUGGAGCGCGAACGUCUCAUUGACGCCAUCAAGGAGGAAGAGGAUGCUUCUACGGCUGCUGAGGAGGAGCCCGAAGCAGAUCUGCGGCAAAGCCGGCAGUCUGCCCUGCAGGAAGGCAUCGAUGCUGUGACAGCCAUUGAUGAGCCGCAGAAGAUGGACUCGGGGGGAAGCAACGCCUUGAACAAAUUGCGCAUCGGCUGCAUUCGCUGCGCCGGAGAGGAGGAGGUUUUCGUGCAAGAGGUGGAGCAUGCGCCCAAUGUCUUCAACUUCCUGUUCAGCUUAGCGAAGCAAAAACCUGAAACGAUUCAGGGCGUGGCUGAGGUCAUGAAUCAGUUGAUGGCAAGUGGUAGCUGGUGUUCGGUGAUGGAAACGAACCGCUUGUUGCAGGAUCACCUGAAGGAGCUUCCCCUGUCUGCCCAAGCUGCCCUGGGACUGCAGAGUGAGAAGGUGAUGGCUCUGAUCCACAGCGAUGCAAAAAGGAUGGCUGCGGGGGGCGAGGUCCCAGCGGAUUUGAAGAGUGUGGCAGAUCGGAUGAAGAGCAUCCGAGCUCCGCCCAGGGGAGGCUAUCCUGCAGCGCCCAAGGCUGCUGCGGAGCCAGAAGUCAAGUGGAAGGCCGUCAAAACGCCUGAGGGACACACGUACUACUACAAUUCCAGGACCCGGGAAUCGACCUGGGAACGUCCUCUGGCGCUCGGAGGACCUAUGGUCUACCGCGUGGGCGAUGAAGUGGAGGUCUGGAGCAAUGGCCAGCGCUCGUGGUGCAGAGGCAAGGUGCUGCAGGUGACGGAGGACAAGGUCACCGCAGAAUUUGCCCUGCCCGACGGGGCAAAUGCGCGGAAGGAACUUCCAUCUCAACACAAGGACCUGCGCGUGUUGCCAGCGAAGGAGUCUCAAUGGACUGCUGAGGAACAGGAAGCGUACCAAAAGUGGUUCAACUUGAUUGAUGGAGGGAGUGCCUCGGAGAAAGCGGCCAAGCCCAUUUCGCUGUUCCUCUGGAAGUCGGAGCUGCCCCGGGAAGCGCUGAAGCAGGUGUGGGCGGUGGCAAACUCCGGGGCCAAGGCCAUGCUGAAGUUUGAGGACUUUGCCUGCUGCUGUCGCCUCGUUGGACACUGUCAGGGGAUGGAUGCCGCGUUCGUGAAGCAAGGUGAACGACCCUUGCGAGUGAAGUUGCGGAGCGAAUGUGUUACUACACCGCCCCCGGCGAUGCCCAAGUUCAAGGUGUAGCAAGGAGAUGGUAGAGUGUACGAUAUAUGAAU